AUGGAUACGUCUAUUCCAAUCGAGGCAAUACCGCUCGCAAGUUUCAUACCGGAUUUGGUAGAUGACCAGACCAGAAACACAUCAACGAUUCCGACAAUGACGUCACCGCUUCAUAUAACCAUUAUGCCAUUUGACGAUGUCAAUGAUGAAACCCACAAGACAUCUGCAACAUCUCCUCCUAUAAUGGUCUCACCUCUGCGAACCAUCUGGCCAUCCAACAAGGACUGGUAUGAUGGAGAUGCUGGUCCUAGUACUGGUCCAAUCAAACGAGAACCGUUCGAUGAUGAAACGCACAACUUAUCCGCACACCCACCUGAAAUGGUGACUCCACUGAACACCAUUAGGCCAAUUGAUGACUCUAACAACAAUUCUAAUGAUGCGGGUGUUGGUCUUAGCACUGUUCCAGCAAAACGAGGACGUGGCCGACCAAAAGGUUCAAAAAACUCAACGUCGACCGAGCGGAAGAAGACAAAAGUAUAUGAUCCCAACAGCUUAAGGGUUACAACUUUUCUUGGGAAUUUUGAUUCAGAGAUAACCGACGCAGAGAGAGAAAAUGGAAACCAAGAGUUAGCUGAUUCAGUAAUGAUGCGGUUUGAUGCGGUUAGACGCCGAUUAUGCCAACUAAACCCUACGGAAGACAUCCUUGUAACGGCUAAUACGAAUUUCACGAAAUUUGGGGUCAAGACAAAUACGAGAAGGAGAAUAGGUCCAGUUCCUGGAGUACAAGUAGGAGAUAUAUUCUACUUCUGGGGUGAAAUGUGCUUAGUGGGGCUUCACAGACAAAUGGUCGGCGGCAUUGAUUUUCUGACGGCUGCAGAGAGUGUAGUGGAAGGUCAUGCUGCAACGAGUGUGGUCACAGCAGGACAAUACGAUGAUGAAACCGAUGGGCUUGAAUCGUUGAUCUAUUGCGGACAGGGUGGAUCGGACAAGUCCGGUCGUGUUUUUGAUCAAGAGCUGAAAGGGGGAAAUCUUGCACUGAAAGCAAGUGUAAGCAAAGGGAAUGACGUUAGAGUCGUGAGGGGAGUGAUGCAUCCUUUUGACAACAAUCAGAAGGUAUAUAUCUAUGAUGGGAUUUAUCUGGUUACAGAGUCCUGGACAGUGACAGGAAAAUCCGGUUUCAUGGAGUUCAGAUUCAAAUUGGUAAGGAAACCAAACCAACCUUCUGGUUAUGCAAUCUGGAAAUUAGUUGAAAAUUUGAGGGACAAUGACUUGAUUGAUUCAAGGCCAGGUUUUAUCCUUAGAGAUCUUUCUUUUGGAGCUGAGCUUUUACGAGUUCCGCUUGUUAAUGAAGUCGAUGAAGACGACAAAACGAUUCCCGAAGAUUUUGACUACAUCACAUCUCAGUGUCACUCUGGUAUGACGUUUGAUCUUCAAUCACUUGGAUGCCAAAAUUUUCAACAUCAGUCAUGCAUUGAUCAAAACAGCACCUGCAAGCAGAGAAACGGUGGCCUACUACCGUACCAUAACAACAUUUUGGUUUGUCGUAAACCGUUGAUUUACGAGUGCGGUGGUUCUUGUCCAUGCCCUAACAAUUGCCCAACCAGGUUGGUUCAAACCGGCUUGAAACUCCAGUUGGAAGUGUUCAAGACAAGAAACUGUGGUUGGGGUUUACGUUCUUGGGAUCCAAUUCGAGCUGGAACUUUUAUCUGCGAGUUUGCCGGUGUGAGAAAGACGACGAAAGAAGAAGUAGAAGAGGAUGAUGAUUACUUGUUCGACACGUCUAAGAUUUAUCCCAGGUUUAAAUGGAACUACGAACCUGAGCUUUUGCUUGGAGAUUGUUGGGAGCAAGUCUCAGAAUUUAUCAAUCUUCCAACACAAGUCUUGAUAAGCGCCAAGGAAAACGGAAAUGUUGGUCGGUUCAUGAACCACAGCUGUUCACCGAAUGUUUUCUGGCAGCCUAUAGAGUAUGAAAACAACGGUGAUAUAUAUAUUCUUAUUGGACUUUUUGCUAUGAAGCAUAUUCCUCCAAUGACAGAGUUAACAUAUGACUAUGGAGUUUCUCGUGUGGAGAGGACCGAAGAAGAUGAAAAGGUUUAUAUGGGCAAGAAGAUUUGUCUCUGUGGUUCAGUCAAAUGUCGUGGCACUUUUACCUGAUUUGGACUUUAUAUCAUUUGAAUGUAUUGUUUUUUUAGUUUCUUUGUUUCUUUUGCAUUUGUUGUUGUUA
Molecule: messenger RNA, 2164 nt
Organism: Arabidopsis lyrata subsp. lyrata
Lineage: Eukaryota; Viridiplantae; Streptophyta; Magnoliopsida; Brassicales; Brassicaceae
Product: histone-lysine N-methyltransferase, H3 lysine-9 specific SUVH7
Exons: 1
Coding region: 1-2094 (697 amino acids)
Cellular component (GO): nucleus
Molecular function (GO): histone methyltransferase activity; zinc ion binding; protein binding
Source: RefSeq, a predicted model, not a curated record